Messenger RNA from Plectropomus leopardus (leopard coralgrouper), 648 nucleotides. The record is from RefSeq and is a predicted model, not a curated record. Lineage: Eukaryota; Metazoa; Chordata; Actinopteri; Perciformes; Serranidae.
AUGCCGAGAGACUGCUCCGACCACCUGCUCAGGGGGCAGAGAAGAAGCAGGGUGUACCUGGUGACCCCUGACCUCCGCAGCAGGAGCUUCCCGGUCCUCUGUGACAUGGAGCUGAAUGGAGGAGGGUGGACGCUCCUGCAGCGCCGACAGGACGGCAGCGUGAGCUUCAACCGCACCUGGGCUGAGUACCGAGCAGGCUUCGGGGAGCUGGACGGAGGAGAGUUUUGGCUGGGCAACAAUAUGAUCCACCUGCUGACCCGGGACAGGGACAUGGUGCUGCGGGUGGAGCUGGAGGACUUUGACGGGGUGAUGGAGUAUGCAGAGUAUGAGCACUUCAGGGUGGCGAGUGAGCGGAUGCGCUACAGACUGUCGGUGGGCGGAUACUCGGGGACUGCAGGUGAUGCUCUCCGCUUCAGCAAAAGUUACGAUCACAACAACAGGGCGUUCACCACGCCGGACAGGGACCACGACCGCUAUCCAUGGAACUGCGGGGCCUACUACAGCUCCGGCUGGUGGUUUGACGCCUGCAUGGCUGCAAACCUCAACGGGAGAUACUAUGAAGGGAGGUACAAGGGAGUCCGAGAUGGGAUUUUCUGGGGCACGUGGCACAACAUCUCGUCACUAACGGGAGACAUAGUCUUGUAUUAA